AAUAGUCCAAUAUUGUCGCAUGCACAGAUUAAAUAGCUCCGUGUCUGGAAAGGGUUUGGUGUGUUUGGUUAAAACCAGGGCUCGAAUUGAGUGAGGGUAACACAUACCCUUGUUAAAGAAAAUGGCAAAAAUGAUAUCUAUUGUUUGCUUUAAAUAAAUGAAACGUAUCCAAAUGAUAUCAAGCGUUCUAUAACAAUGCUUAACUCGGUGAUGCCUUAUGGUAACAACAAGCUAUGCCUGCGAAAGACGUGACUCCGAUCCCUCCGGGGAUAUAUGGAUUCCUCUCUAUGACAUUCUGAAGUUUACCAUCCAGAGGAUCCCUCGUAGCCUUGAGGUCUGUCAGUCCUGGAGUUCCUCUGUGGUCACCACUCUGAACGCCCUGCUGUACUCCUUCUCUCUGGUGUUCAGGCCAGACAUGGUGCUGUGUAACAGCUCAGGGACCUGCGUCCCCCUGUGCGAUGCAGGAGUUAUCCUGGGAUUGAAGAUGGUCCUGAUUGUCUACGUUCGAAAGCAUCUGCAGAGUUGAGAGCCUGUCCCUCUGUGGGAAGAUCCUCUACACUCUCAGACUUCAUACAACUUUUUCAUUAUGUUACAAAUGGGAACACUUUGCUCAGGAAAAAAAUGCUUAAUAGUUUGCUUGAUUGAUAUACUGUGAUGGACAUUUUUCUACAACUCCAAUGGAAAGACUUUGGAACAUAGAGCCUUAUUCAUAGUUACUAUGUAAAGAUGCUUCGGAUAAGUGGAAUGUGUUAUGUAAUGUCACUUUCAUUUAUGGUACAGAGAACAGUGUGAAGAAAUACAAAAUAUAUGUAGCUAUAGCUGACUUGAGUGAGGUGUUGGUGUAGGCUAACUACCAUUGAAUUAAUCAAGCUAUUACACAACCUCAGCUUUCUGUUUUUUGAAUUAAAACCGAUAAAGAGGAACAGAGAGAACACACCAAAACAUUAUGUCAAAGACAGAACAGUGGAACCAGCUGUUUGUAUUGCUGUGUAGUGCUAAAGCAGUUGUCAUUGUCAGAGAGGAACCCAGUAUAAUGACAGAUGCAAGACAGCAUAUUAGUAUUUCUGAACAAGGGUCCUAUAACCAUGCCACGUAGUACUAUCAAUGAACAACAUCAGGAAUUAUGAGGGAAAUUUUUGAAAAGUUUUAUGCACAUUUAAUUAAUACUCUUGCCGGAAUGAAAAGGACGAGCUCUGUCUUCAGAGUUGUGGAAGGAUAGGUUUUAUUUCAGCCAUACUCUUUGACAUUAUGUUUUACUUGUACAUCUCUCUCACUAAUAACACCUUUCCAUCCUGCACGGCAGGAAGAGCAAAUUAAAAGCAUAUUUGUGUCAAGUGCAUCAAGUGUGACUGAAACGGACAACCAAACACUUCCUUGAAUGAUAGUCAUUGAUAUUUAAUUAUAGGGACCGUUUUUUUAAGACAACAAACGCUUCAAAGCAAAGAUUGCUGUUGUCUUUGGAGCAUUUGAAUUAUACUGAACAAAAAUCUAAAUGCAACAUGCAACAAU
Molecule: messenger RNA, 1509 nt
Organism: Salvelinus sp. IW2-2015
Lineage: Eukaryota; Metazoa; Chordata; Actinopteri; Salmoniformes; Salmonidae
Gene: alg14
Product: ALG14 UDP-N-acetylglucosaminyltransferase subunit
Biological process (GO): dolichol-linked oligosaccharide biosynthetic process
Cellular component (GO): UDP-N-acetylglucosamine transferase complex
Molecular function (GO): N-acetylglucosaminyldiphosphodolichol N-acetylglucosaminyltransferase activity
Source: RefSeq, a predicted model, not a curated record